This is a messenger RNA of Ananas comosus (pineapple), 1853 nucleotides long. RefSeq names its product ATP-dependent DNA helicase pif1-like. The transcript is spliced from 3 exons. Lineage: Eukaryota; Viridiplantae; Streptophyta; Magnoliopsida; Poales; Bromeliaceae. The record is from RefSeq and is a predicted model, not a curated record. Bases 275 to 1429 code for a protein of 384 amino acids. Gene Ontology annotation, biological process: telomere maintenance; DNA repair. Gene Ontology annotation, molecular function: DNA helicase activity.
AGGUGAAUUCUUUUUUGUUUAUGGGCACGGAGGAACUGGAAAGACUUAUCUUUGGAAAACAAUCAUUUCAAGAGUUCGAUCUGCAGGAAAAAUAGUUCUAGCUGUUGCUUCAUCUGGAAUUGCUUCGCUUCUGCUACCUGGAGGUCGUACCGCACAUUCGAGAUUUAAAAUACCAAUUCACAUUGAUGAGUAUUCUAUCUGUGAAAUAAAAAAAGGGACUCAAUUAGCAAAACUACUUGAACAAACAAAUUUGAUAGUCUGGGAUGAAACUCCAAUGAAUCAUAGAAACUGUUUUGAAGCUUUAGAUAGGUCACUAACUGAUAUUUUGGAUUCGAGAGAUUCACAUAUAGAAACCAAAUUAUUUGGAGGAAAAACAGUACUUUUAGGAGGGGAUUUCAGACAAAUUCUUCCGGUCAUAAUAGGAGGAAGUAGACAAGAUACAAUUAAUGCUUCACUUAGUAGAUCAUCUUUAUGGGCAAGUUGCAAAAUUUUUCGACUAAAGAAAAAUAUGAGGUUAUUAAGCAAUUUGAUUGAUAGUAAUUUGAGAACUUCCAUGAACACUUUUGCUGAAUGGAUUUUGAAUAUUGGGGAUGGAAAAAUAGCUGCCAGAAAAUUUGAAGAAGAAGAAGAUGAAGCAACUUGGAUUAAAAUUCCUGAAGACUUGCUUAUCAAAAGUACCGAUGAUCCAAUUCAUGACAUUGCCUCAGUAAUUUAUAGUGGUAUAGAAGAAAAGUAUUAUGACAUUAUGUAUUUAACAGAACGGGCCAUUGUCACUCCUACAAAUGAAACAAUUGAUAAAGUGAAUGCAUAUGUGUUGUCGUUGAUUCCAAAUGAAGAAAGAAUAUACUACAGCUCUGAUUCAAUUUGUAAAGCAUCAAUUUGUGAAGAGGACCAAGAUAUACUUUAUCCUAUUGAAUUCUUAAAUUCUUUGAAUUUUAAUGGCCUUCCAAAGCAUGAGUUACGACUAAAAGUAGGUGCACCGAUAAUGUUGUUACGGAAUAUCAAUCAAAAUUCAGGUCUGUGUAAUGGUACUCGGCUAAUAAUAACUCAGACAGCUACAAGAGUAAUUGAAGCAAAAAUAAUCACCGGUAAUAAUGUCGGCACCAAAGUCUAUAUCCCUCGCAUUACAAUGCAAGCAACUGAGCAUAAGUGGCCUUUUAUUUUCAAGAGAACUCAAUUUCCUGUUCGACUUUGCUAUGCCAUGACCAUCAAUAAAAGUCAAGGACAAGCAUUGAAACACGUGGGAUUGUAUCUACCAAAACCAGUAUUCUCACAUGGACAACUAUAUGUUGCAGUUUCCCGUGUUACUUCAUGUGAAGGUCUUAAGAUUUUGAUAGAAAAUGAAAGCCCGGAAAAGGAAGGCUACACCAAAAAUAUAGUCUAUAAAGAAAUUUUUGAUGAUUUGAUUUCAAAUAAUACUUCAGGGUAGAACUCACCAAUGGAUUAUGAUAUUGUUUCACAAAAAUCAGCAAGCAAAAAAAAUUGCAGAAUCAAAGUAAGAGUUGUGAGAACUUGGGAUUCAAUCAUUCCUCCAUUUCAGAAUCUAAUCAGUACUGACUUCCUUUUGCUGGAUGAGCAAGAAAAUUCUAUUCAAGCAUUCGCUCGGAAGCAAGAAGCAAGUGAUUUUAAAGAUUUGCUUACAGAGGGCAAUGUCUAUUAUCUUGCAAACUUUAAUAUCCUUCCAAACAAAAAAAGUUAUAGAGCUGCGAAUGGAAAAUAUAUUAUUCAACUAACGAGGUCAACAACUGUUAAUGAAACAAAGGAUCAUGUAGAUGCCAUCCCUUUGCAUAAAUUUACUUUCACUGAUUUUCUCGAUAUUUCAGAUGAUAAUGAAAACAAUGUUAAUCUUCUAG